Molecule: messenger RNA, 780 nt
Organism: Gordionus sp. m RMFG-2023
Lineage: Eukaryota; Metazoa; Nematomorpha; Gordioida; Chordodea; Parachordodidae
Product: calcineurin B homologous protein 1-like
Exons: 5
Coding region: 72-641 (189 amino acids)
Biological process (GO): positive regulation of sodium:proton antiporter activity
Cellular component (GO): plasma membrane
Molecular function (GO): calcium ion binding
Source: RefSeq, a predicted model, not a curated record
GUUUCAAAUAAUUAAAAUAUUUUUAGCAUAUGUUGAUUCAUCUAUCCCGUAUUUAAACAAUUUGGCUAUAGAUGGGCAACAAAUCUACUCAAUUGUUACAGGAGGAAGAAAUUGAAGAUAUUAGGAAGGAAACUGGAUUUUCUCGUAACCAAAUCGUGCGUUUAUAUAGCCGUUUUACUAAUUUAGACAAAUCUGGAAGUGGAGCUCUUGAGCGAGAAGAGUUUUUGAAGAUUCCAGAACUAGCUAUUAAUCCACUAGUCGAAAGAAUAAUUCACGCUUUUCUUCACGAAGGAGACGGAGAACACGUUAAUUUUAGGCAAUUUAUAAGAGUUUUGGCUCGUUUCAGGCCCAUAUCCAAGAACAAACCUAACCCUUACAAUAAUAAGGAGGAAAAAAUUAGAUUCGCUUUUAACUUGUACGACUUAGAUAGGGACGACAAAAUAUCGAAAGAAGAACUCAUAGCCAUCCUUCAAAUGAUGGUAGGCGAAAAUAUUACCCCAGAACAAAUCAGUAGCAUAGCUAAUAGGACGUUAGCGGAAGUGGAUACCGAUCAUAAUAAUUACAUAACUUAUCAAGAAUUUAGUGAAGCGCUCGAAAAAAUUGACGUUGAACAAAAGAUGAGUAUACGUUUUUUGGGAUAAACUUAGUCAAUUAAAUGCGUGCGAUGAUAUGUAAUAAUCGGAAAAAUUACAUAUUCAUUAUUUUUAUAAUAUGAACGAAUAUUAUGUAUUAUUAAUUGUAUAUCUUUAAGUUCAUAUUUAUACCUGUAUUAAAAGGAUU